Galleria mellonella (greater wax moth) is the source of this 2651-nucleotide messenger RNA. Its product is annotated as PR domain zinc finger protein 5-like. Gene Ontology annotation, biological process: regulation of transcription by RNA polymerase II. Bases 163 to 1164 code for a protein of 333 amino acids. NCBI's taxonomy places the organism in Eukaryota, Metazoa, Arthropoda, Insecta, Lepidoptera, Pyralidae. The transcript has 3 exons. Gene Ontology annotation, cellular component: nucleus. The record is from RefSeq and is a predicted model, not a curated record. Gene Ontology annotation, molecular function: RNA polymerase II transcription regulatory region sequence-specific DNA binding; DNA-binding transcription factor activity, RNA polymerase II-specific.
UGUAUCCUUUAGUAUAUGCAUUUUUUAAUUUUUUUUUAUACGUAUAUCUAUCUAGUUACUAGAAAAAGAGAUUUGUUUCUAUUUUAAUAAUUUAAAUGUCGUCAACAUAUAAUAGAAUCAUGAUAAGUCGACGUAUUGAACAUUAAAUCUCAGAUAAACAAAAUGUUUCGUUCAGAGGUAUAUAGAGUUCCUCAAGAGAAAACCAAUGUAUCCGCGCCCCAUGAUGAUGAAGGAGAUUACUACUGUGAUAUGUGUGAUGAAGGUGGAUGGGACAGCGAAACGGAAUUAGAAAUACACCGCCAAUACAUCCACACGGAUAUACUGUGCAAUUUAUUGAAUAAUAAAAACAAAAUCGUUUGUUUUACGUGCAAACGGGAGCAGCCUGACAGGAAAACCUUAUAUAACCACAUCAAGGAAGAGCAUCUACUAAGUUCAAAGAACGCUGUACGCGUGGAACGCGAAAUAUACAUAUGCGACUAUUGCUGCCACAUAUUCUUCAAUAAACUCCUCCUAGCCUCGCACAUACAGAGGAAACACUGGCCAAAGACAACGAAAAGGAUCAUAGAAUGUCCGAAAUGCCUCAAAAUGGUCACACCUCAAUUCCUCUACGGUCACGCCGAGAUGCAUCAGCUGCAAAGCAUCUCUCUAUGUCCGAUCUGUUUGGAAAAGUGCAUCAAUCGCAGCGAUCUGGCCGUCCACUUGAGAUCGCACAUGAAACACUAUUAUUGCAACAUCUGCCAGUACAGCACGAAGAGGGAGAAUUACUAUCAAACCCAUAUAAAUCACCAUAAGAAGUAUAAAGUCCCGUACCAAGGGGACUUUGCAAGGUAUUACAUACCUGUCAAAGGGGUGUUGAAGAAGAAAUUCCUAACACCGUUCCCCAUAAAAGGUUUGCCGCUGUGGAAUAAUGUGCAUAUAUGCAUUCUAUGCCGCGAGAUCUGUCUCAGUCGACAUAAGAUGCAGUUGCAUGUAAGUGAACAUAUAGAGCCUAAAGUGACCCUCAGGAAGCGGCACGUGUGCGUGUGCGGGGAGGAGUUUUUCAAUAAUGUCCUACUGAAACAUCACGUUUUCAAGUUGAAAGGUUCUCACAGUGCGUUAGAUGAAGAAUAUAUAACCAUAAACGUACCAAUGAAAUCACAAGAUGUAUAUGUAAUACCCCAAUAGUAGUAUAUAUUGUACAUAUCUUAAUUACAGUUACUAGUUCACCAGAGGGAGACUUUGUACAGAAGUCGAUUGCUUGGGUACCUCUGUCCCAUUCGUGUUUCUACCGUGAAGCAGUUGUGUUUGAAUGGCUGUGUUUCGGUUUGAAGGGUGGGAUAUGACGUGAAUUUACUGGGUACAGAGGAAUAACACCUGAGUCCUCAGGAAUGGCAACGCAUGGGGGGUAUCAUAGGCGAAACUGUAUACUCUGUUAUGUCCACGGUACUGCUCAUGUCUAUGGGCGACGGUUACCAUUUUCCAUCACGUGGGCCGUCAGCUUGUUUGCCAUUCUAAGUUGUAUAAAAAAAAAAUUUUAAACAUGAAUGUACAAGAGUGCACGUAAAUGCAAUCAUGUUGAGUGCAUUGCAGAUAAUCAGCAAUAUUAUGACUAUAGUCUGUCUACGAUAACAUGGCACGUCCCUGCAAAGGAUUAUACCAUCAUCAUGAUGUACCAUUUCCAAAGUGGUAACCGUCGCCUAUAGACAUGGGCGUCACAGGAUAUCCUGCGAUGCUCAUAAUACACCUCGUGCGUUGCCAUUCCUGAGGACUAGCGUGUUAUGCUACCAUAUCGUUUAAUAUCACUGUCAUAUCCCACAUUUCAAAUUGUAACAGCAAGCAAGCACAGGUGCCUGGUAGAAACACGAGAGAUACCUCUAUGGCAAGGGUGGCCGACUUGACUAGACCCAAGAUCUACUGUUUACCGACGAAACCCUGUGCCAUCUACCAAUGACAUACUUCUUGAAAUCACAAAUGAAACGACAUAGUUCAGUACACAAUUACGUAGUAUUGUAGUAUUGUUUUUAUUUUAUUUUAUUGUAUAAAAAAAUAUAAAAUUGCAAAUUAUUCUUAGUAACAAUUUAUUUAUAUUAGCGUGAGCAUUGUGUCCGAGCAUCUUCCGCUAGAUUACUGUUUGUUACUUCAUUACUCCGUCAGGUGUAAACCGAUUUGAAGUUUUAUAUAUAUAUAUAUAUAUAUAUAUAUAUAUAUAUAUAUAUAUAUAUAUAUAUAUAUAUAUAUACCGCCACCUAAAACCUUACGCCCGUGUACGCUUUUACACCCUGCACCAUAUACAUAUGAUACAGCCGCCUCUGACGCUCCUCGGAACAGCCAGUAACUGUCCACUGCUGAACAUAAAUCCCCACUAUGCAGCUUUACCAGUAGUUGCCACGUUUGGCGAGGCAGGAGACCGUAGUUUGGCUUAUGGUAACCAUUAAAUUCCCAUUUGUCAACCAUGAAAUUCCCGCAGUCGCCUCUUACGAGUCGUAAGUUACGAUAUCCGUGGAGAAGGAAGGUGUGGUCCAUUCUAUGGUGGAUCCAAACACCAUAGAGUGGUCUCUAUCGGUCCUAUUCAUACAUGAUUUGGUUGUUUUUUUAUGUAAGAAAUGUAUAGUAUUGUUUGUAAGUUGAAACGGAAUGCAAUCAGCGUAUUUAAUAAACCACAAUUCCCCAAG